Carassius auratus (goldfish) is the source of this 3114-nucleotide messenger RNA. Its product is annotated as glutamate receptor 2. The record is from RefSeq and is a predicted model, not a curated record. Gene Ontology annotation, biological process: monoatomic ion transport. NCBI's taxonomy places the organism in Eukaryota, Metazoa, Chordata, Actinopteri, Cypriniformes, Cyprinidae. Bases 189 to 2612 code for a protein of 807 amino acids. The transcript has 14 exons. Gene Ontology annotation, molecular function: signaling receptor activity; ligand-gated monoatomic ion channel activity. Gene Ontology annotation, cellular component: membrane.
GAGAGAGAGAGAGAUCUGCAUUAUUCCUCCAGAAGCGGGACUGAGGCAGGAGUCUGUGAUAGAGGAACCACCUGCAGACAGCAGCUGUGCUCUUUCUCCAGCAACGCCUCAACAUGUUACGGAUUUGAUUCCACUGUAUUACCGACAUAUAUUUCCUUCAUACAGUGGGUGAACACACUGGCGUGGAGAUGCAACAGUUUAAGAAUUUAGCGAUUUGUCUCAUUUGCCUUUUAUGCGGGUUGACAACUGGAGGGUCUCCAAGUGUUCAAAUUGGGGGCUUGUUUCCAAGGGGAGCUGAUCAGGAGUACAGCGCAUUUCGGAUCGGAAUGGUUCAGUUCGGAUCGGCUGAAUUUAGACUGACGCCUCACAUCGACAAUCUGGAAGUAGCUAACAGUUUCGCUGUAACUAACUGCUUCUGUUCUCAGUUCUCAAGAGGAGUUUAUGCUAUUUUUGGAUUUUAUGACAAAAAGUCUGUCAACACAAUAACAUCGUUCUGCGGGACACUUCACGUCUCUUUCAUCACACCAAGCUUUCCCUUGGAUGGAAAUCAGCAGUUUAUCAUUCAGAUGCGACCAGACAUCAAAGGACCUCUCCUGAGUCUCAUUGAGUACUACAAAUGGGACAAGUUUGCCUACCUGUACGACAGUGACCGAGGACUUACUACACUCCAAGUUGUGCUGGACACAGCAGCAGAGAAGAAAUGGCAGGUGACCGCCAUCAAUGUGGGCAACAUGAAGGAUGAGAAAAAGGAUGAAGCAUAUCGCUCACUCUUCCAGGACCUAGAAAACAAGAAGGAGCGGAGAGUCAUCCUUGACUGUGAACAGGACAAAGUUAAAGAUAUCAUGGAACAGGUCAUAACUAUUGGCAGGCAUGUGAAAGGAUAUCACUACAUCAUAGCAAACCUGGGUUUUGUGGAUGGAGAUCUUUCAAAAAUCCAAUACGGUGGAGCCAAUGUGUCAGGCUUUCAGAUUGUGGAUUUCGAUGACCCCCUGGUAUCUAAAUUUGACCAGCGCUGGGAAGCCCUGGAGGAAAAAGAAUAUCCUGGAGCUGACAGCAAGAUACGGUACACUUCAGCACUGACGUAUGACGCAGUUCAGGUGAUGACUGAGGCCUUCCGUUACCUGCACAAACAGCGAAUUGACAUAUCCCGCAGAGCUAACACUGGGGACUGUCUGGCCAAUCCUGCUGUACCAUGGGCACAAGGGGUGGAGAUUGAGCGUGCUCUAAAACAGGUGAGAGUUGACGGUCUCACUGGUAACAUUCAGUUUGACCAGUAUGGAAAGAGGGUAAAUUACACAGUCAAUGUCAUGGAACUGAAAAGCAAUGGUCCAGUUAAGAUUGGCUAUUGGAAUGAAGUUGAUAAAAUGGUUGUGACAAAGUCUGAUCUCUUCCCAAAUGAUACAAUGGGGCUUGAAAACAAGACUGUGAUUGUCACCACUAUUCUAGAAGCGCCGUAUGUAAUGCUAAAGAAGAAUGCUGACCUUUUUGUGGAUAAUGAAAGAUAUGAGGGGUACUGUGUGGACUUGGCAGCUGAAAUAGCAAAACACUGUGGAUUUAAAUAUCAGCUGAAAAUAGUUGGAGAUGGCAAAUAUGGAGCCAGAGAUGCAGAGACGAAGAUCUGGAAUGGAAUGGUUGGAGAGUUGGUUUAUGGGAAAGCUGACAUAGCAGUGGCUCCACUGACUAUCACUUUAGUCAGAGAAGAAGUCAUUGACUUCUCAAAGCCAUUCAUGAGUUUGGGCAUCUCCAUCAUGAUCAAGAAGCCUCAGAAAUCCAAGCCUGGGGUUUUCUCAUUCUUGGACCCUCUGGCCUAUGAGAUAUGGAUGUGUAUCGUGUUUGCCUACAUCGGUGUAAGCGUGGUGCUUUUCCUGGUCAGUCGUUUCAGUCCGUAUGAGUGGCACACAGAGGAAUAUGAGGAUGGCCAGAUACAAACCAAUGAGUCAACCAACGAGUUUGGGAUUUUCAACAGCCUUUGGUUCUCCCUUGGAGCCUUCAUGAGACAAGGCUGUGAUAUUUCACCAAGGUCUCUUUCUGGCCGCAUAGUUGGAGGAGUCUGGUGGUUUUUCACCCUGAUCAUAAUUUCAUCCUACACGGCUAACUUGGCUGCCUUCCUAACAGUGGAGAGGAUGGUGUCUCCAAUUGAGAGUGCAGAGGACUUAGCAAAGCAAACAGAGAUUGCUUAUGGAACUUUAGACUCUGGUUCAACAAAAGAGUUUUUCAGACGUUCCAAAAUCGCUCUUUUUGACAAAAUGUGGACGUAUAUGAAAAGUGCAGAGCCCUCUGUAUUUGUGAAGACGACAGCAGAAGGUGUAAUGCGGGUGAGGAAGUCCAAGGGGAAGUAUGCAUACCUCCUGGAGUCCACCAUGAAUGAGUACAUCGAGCAGCGCAAACCUUGUGACACUAUGAAGGUCGGAGGAAACCUGGACUCCAAAGGCUACGGCAUCGCCACCCCCAAAGGAUCCUCAUUAAGAAAUGCGGUUAACCUCGCAGUACUAAAACUGAAUGAACAAGGCCUGUUGGACAAAUUGAAAAACAAAUGGUGGUACGACAAGGGAGAGUGCGGCAGCGGGGGAGGUGAUUCCAAGGUCAGCCCCAGAGAGCAAAGUGAUGGGUAACUCAAUGCAACACUCAAGUAAGCAGCAAAACACACAGGAACCAAAAGUCCAAAGGCGGACAUUUUCGACAACACUGACAGGUUAAGCAUUGCUAACCAUUGCUAGAGGACACACACAUAAACAAAAACACCUAACCUCUCUGAUUGGUCAUUGUGUGCAUGCACACAUCGAUGUUGCCCUUGCUGCUUACUUCAGGCGAUACGUUAAUUCACAUUUGGCUCUGCAAAACUUGCAUUUGCUUAGGCCAAAUGGCGCAUCAACGUCAUAAUCGCUAUGCCAAUAAAGAAAAGAGGAGAGAAAAGGUGAACUCUAAGAGAAAGUUGAUUGUAAUAAUAACAUAAAAUAACAUUGAUAAUGUUAUUUAUGUUAUUUCCCACGUGAAGAACGCCAGUAAACCUUGCAGUAUUGAAACUCAGUGAGCAAGGCACCUUAGACAAGCUGAAAAACAAAUGGUGGUACGAUAAAGGUGAAUGUGGAUCCAAGGACUCUGGAAGUAAGGUUA